Messenger RNA from Didymosphaeria variabile, 1194 nucleotides. RefSeq lists its product as uncharacterized. NCBI's taxonomy places the organism in Eukaryota, Fungi, Ascomycota, Dothideomycetes, Pleosporales, Didymosphaeriaceae. Gene Ontology annotation, molecular function: calcium ion binding; alpha-amylase activity. The record is from RefSeq and is a predicted model, not a curated record. Gene Ontology annotation, biological process: carbohydrate catabolic process. The transcript is spliced from 2 exons. The coding region runs from base 1 to 1194 and encodes 397 amino acids.
AUGCUUCACAGGAUACUCUAUUACCUGAUGCUAUUCUCCAGCAUUACGUACGCUGCUACAUCUACCCAGUGGCGAAGUCGAUCCAUCUACCAGAUCCUUACAGAUAGAUUUGCGAGAACCGACGGCUCAACGACAGCACCAUGCGACCCGGGUUACGAAGGCUUCUGUGGUGGCACUUGGGCUGGUAUCACACAGAAGCUUGAUUAUAUCCAGGGCAUGGGUUUCGACGCGAUCUGGAUCUCCCCUGUGGUGGAACAAGUCUCCAACCCUACACGGGCAUACCAUGGAUAUUGCGCCAAGAACAUUUACUCCUUGAAUGACAAGUUCGGCAACAAGGAUGAUUUGAAGACGCUUGCGAAGGCGCUGCAUGAUCGCGACAUGUAUUUGAUGGUGGAUGUGGUACCGAACCAUAUGGCUUUUGACGGGAAUGCGACAACUACGGAUUAUAGCACUUUCUACCCUUUCAAUGAUCGCUCGUUCUUCCACAACGUUUGCUUCAUUACUGACUGGACAAACGUCACGCAGAUACAGCGAUGCUGGCUCGGCGGAGAAAUCAACCCGUUGCCCGACCUCGAUACCACUCUGCCUGAAGUGCGGACAGAGUGGAAUACCUGGAUCAAGUCGCUAGUCGCAAAUUACUCCAUCGACGGCAUUCGUGUAGAUACAGCUCAAAACAUCGAGGAAUCUUUCUUUCCCGCUUUCGGCAAGGCUGCGGGGAGUCUUCGCUCUAGGGGAGGUUGCCAGCUACUACACGCAGUGGCGAAGACCCCCUUCAAUCGCGAAGCAAUAUGGCUGUCCGGCUAUAACACAGAUGGAGAGCUCUACAAGUUCAUCAAAAAAUUGAAUGCAAUUCGAAAGAUGGCUAUAAUCAAAGCAACAUCCAUCGUCACAUCGUUUCUCACAAGCAAGGCGACCGUCGUUUACUACGACGCGCACAACGUAGCUUUUGCGAAAGGACCAGAGAGCGCGAUGGUCUUGACGGUGAUCAACAACAACGGAGCCAAAGCCGUGAACUACACUCUGCAAAUCGCGACAUCUGGGUUUGCACCACUGACUGAGGUCGUGGAACUAUUGACCUGCACGCGGACAACGGUUGGUCUAUUGGGAAAUUUGACGGCGACGGUGACUGCGGGAAGGCCAAUGGUUUUUUAUCCUUACAGUCUUCUCGGAGGCACGAGCUGGUGCGGACUGUAG